Molecule: messenger RNA, 2642 nt
Organism: Heterocephalus glaber (naked mole-rat)
Lineage: Eukaryota; Metazoa; Chordata; Mammalia; Rodentia; Bathyergidae
Product: histone-lysine N-methyltransferase SETMAR
Cellular component (GO): nucleus
Molecular function (GO): histone methyltransferase activity; protein binding; zinc ion binding
Source: RefSeq, a predicted model, not a curated record
GCGAGGCGCCAGUCCGGGUAGGAGGUGAAGCGAGAGGCGGGUAAACAUUUAAGGAAUCUGUGGAGAAGGAGUCGCCUUUCUGGAUGGCAGCCUGUGAGGAGGAGUUUGAAGUCCCGACAGAAGAGCUGGAUGUAGCUCAAGGCCAUGAGAACUUUCCAGUUAGCGCCUGGCCCCCGGGGGCGGAACCAGAGCCCUUCCAGUAUACCCCUGAUCAUGUAGUUGGACCUGGAGCAGACAUUGAUCCCUCUCAAAUUACCUUUCCUGGAUGCGUUUGUGUCAAAACUCCCUGUCUCCCUGGAAGUUGCUCCUGUCUCCACUAUGAAGAGACGUAUGAUGACAAUUUGUGCCUUAGAGAUACAGGAUCAGAAGCACAGUAUGCCAAACCUAUUUUUGAAUGCAAUGUCCUGUGCCAGUGUGGUGACAACUGCAGAAACAGAGUGGUUCAGAGGGGUCUCCAGUUUGACCUCCAGGUGUUCAAGACAGAUAAAAAAGGCUGGGGACUUCGUACUUUGGAACUUAUAUCGAAAGGAAAGUUUGUCUGUGAAUAUGCUGGUGAAGUGUUAGGAUUCUCUGAAGUACAGAGAAGAAUUCACUUACAAACAACAAAUGACUCAAAUUACAUUAUAGCCAUCAGGGAACAUAUUUAUAAUGGACAGAUACUGGAAACAUUUGUUGAUCCUACCUAUAUAGGAAAUAUUGGAAGAUUCCUUAAUCAUUCUUGUGAGCCAAACCUGUUGAUGGUUCCUACUCGAAUUGACUCAAUGGUUCCUAAGUUAGCACUUUUUGCAGCUAAAGACAUUUUGCCAGGUGAAGAACUCUCUUAUGACUAUUCAGGAAGAUUUCUUAAUCUAAUGGACAGUGAAGACACAGAAAAGACAGAUAAUAAGAAAUUAAGAAAACCUUGUUACUGUGGUGCCAAAUCAUGUACUGGUUUCUUGCCUUAUGACAGUUCAUUGUACUGCCCCUUACAAAAGCCAGAUAUCAAUUAGGAAGGAAAUUCCCACCCACUCCCUUCCUUAGUGGGCAGGAAUAAGAAGGAACCAAGCAUGUGUGGUCUACCUGCUUCUGGAUUCCCCUUCUGCAAGUAAUUUACCUUCCAGGUAAUUCUGCUGUGUGGUAAGCAGCUUGCCUCUCUCUAUAAAUGAGGCUAGUGGUUGUUCUAGCCUUGCCUCUCCCUUAUUGUAUAAAUUUAUUUCAAGAAUGUGGCAGAGACUAAGUGGUCCACCUUCUCUAAUAGAAUUCUCAUUUUGUUCUGGGUAUAUGACUACCCAUAAUACUUGAUUUCUUAAUUAGACAUGGCUAAGUGACUUAGGCUCUAGCUAAUGGAAUAUAAACAGAAUUACCAUGUCUUAAGUGGAGAUAAGUUGCCCUUUUUAUUUUUCUUUUAAGCUGGAAUCCAUACAUGAUGGCUAGAACGUGGGUAACAAUCCUUAUUUAUCGUUUGUUUCUAAAGAUCAGUUGAGGAUAAAGAUACAGUAAAUUAUCACUUCCUAAAACCUUAAUAACCAUCAGUAAUGCAAAAUAUAACCAUGAGAAUGAUCUCUGUUGUAUAUAAGAGUUAGAAAAGGAAACACAUUGUAAAAUUUUUAUCAUACACUUGGCAUUACUCCAAAGCUUGUGAAGUUAUGCUUCAGAACUCUAGACAACCUCACUUCUUCAUAUAUGAAUAGCAGAUAUACCCUGUCAGCACCACAGGAGAUGGGAGUUUUAUAAUCCCAUUUAAACUUCUGGAGAAGGAAAGGUUUCUAACUGGCUUCCUUAAAGCAAAGAUGUUGCAAAAAUAUAGUUUCUAUGGAUGUUAAUUAGACAUUUUGAAAGAAAAAAUUGAGACCCUAUAGUAUUAAUAAUUCCAUUUUUCUGUGGUACAAUUAAGCCUGAGGUCUUGCACUUAAAAUUCAACUAUAGAGAUCCAUGUUAUGUUUAACACCCUAUUUGUAUGUAAUAUCCUAAGUAUGUUAGUUGUAUACUUUAAAUGAGUAAAAUGUAUGGUAUGUGAAUUAUGCUUCAAUAAAAGUGGGUUUGUUAAAGUAUGAUAGGAUUUAUAUGUUCAUGUAACAUUAUCAGGUAUGAGUCUUUGUGAACAAAAGAUAGAGUACUCAUAAAAUGCCCCAAACUACUAAUACACAAUGUCAGAAUAUUCCUCCAAACUCAUUUUUCCUUAGAACCUUCCAGUUACUUUGAUUUUUUUGAAGCUGUCCCAGUGUUUUAAAUUUUAUAUAAAUACAUUUUAACGUAAAAUUUAUAGCUGCUUAAGACCAAUUCAUUUUUUAGAAGGAUUUUUUUUUUUUUUUAGUAUGGGGGAUCAAACUGAGGACCAUGUGCUUGUGAGGCAGGCGGUGGCACCACUGAGUUAAAUCCCUGGCCCAAGAAGGCAUAUUUUGAAGAGAAUUUUUAUUUUAAAAUUUUAGCAGAGGAGAAUAGCUUGCUCAUUAUGCUUUGUUUUUGUUUGUUUGUUUGUGGUACCAGGGAUUGAACUCGGGACCUUGCGCUUGUGCGGCAGGCACCAGAACCACUGAGCUAAAUCCCUGGCCCGCUUACUCAUUAUCUUAUUGCCCUCUUUCUAGAAACAUGAAACUCAUCAAAGUACAUUUUAUUUUAUGAGUCUUAAGCUUAUUUUAUGAUAAUAAAACUUUUUUCUGAAA